This is a messenger RNA of Amoebophrya sp. A25, 4816 nucleotides long. Lineage: Eukaryota; Dinophyceae; Syndiniales; Amoebophryaceae. The record is from the annotation of a GenBank genome assembly.
AAGUGAUAGGCUAAGAAUGAGAUACUUGAGAAAGAUCUCUUGGUCGUUGAUUUAGUUGCAGCUGCUACAUCAGCUACUCUUUUCUCCUGUCCUCUUCUUGAAGCCCUCACCUAGUAAUCCUAAUCCUUCAUUGAUUCAAUACACAGUCGGGAUGAAAAAAAUGGAUCGUCGUUUUUCAUUUGUCCUUUCAAGAAGCAGUGCUCUGGUCCUGACGUUGACCAUUGUUGGCCUCACCAGAUGUGGAUGUCUCGCAGCGAGUCUUAAUAGUGCGCGAGGCAGCACCCCACGUGCUGCGCCACCAGGAGCUAGUCUAGCUCUCAGUCCAGUAGGAGCACCAGCAUCGUCACCGUCGAUUUCAUUUUCGUCUUCCGAUAUUGGCAAACCAUUACCGUUGAGUCCGCCAACGACCACAGAGUCUUCGAUAACAACAGCAGCAGGCUCAUCUCCGUCUGCUGCAUCUUCUCACCUCACCCGGGUCCUCGCAGCCGCAGCUGCUCUAGGCACAAGUGGUGGCUACCUGGCACGUGGUAGGACGGGUAGUGGAGAUAGUGGACGUGGAAGUUAUCGAAAACACCAAGCAAGCGGGGAUACCAACACCUCCGCUACAAGACUCCUCACCUUGCCUGCCUCAACCUCUACUACUUUGUCCUCUACUUCCAAGAAUGCUUUACGUUUGCCUAUAUCAGCUGCGAGAAAAACGACAGGCAAAGUGACUAUGAGACAGCAAGGUCCUCGCGACAGCGAUAGCUUGUGGCCGCGAAGCAUGAAAAAAGUAGAAGGGACUUUUCAGGGAUCAUCUUCAAGGAGUCAGAUUACAAAAGCGCCAACACCAUCUACCUCUGAUUCAACAGACACCUCCUGUCCAGCCGACCUCUUAUACGGCGCUCCUAUGCGUUUUUUGAUCCUACUCGAAAUCGGACCGACCCAGCAUAAAGUAGCCCUUGCAGCUGUCAGUGAAAAACGUGUUGAACAAGUAUUUUACACUCGCGAAGUCCCUAUGGAUUGGGGUAGCGUCUUAUAUCAAGAAUUCAACAUCAACGGCGGAGCGGGUGGAGAUGGAAAGAACAACAAGGGCGUAAGUAGUAGUUCUCAAACGUCGACAUCGUCAGGUGGAAGUUCAACAUCAACAACAGCAUCUGCGCCAACAAGAUCACCCUCAUCAUUUUCGGCCAUGUCCGUUGAGGAAAUCGAAGAGAUGAUCGCCGACUACGAACGUCGAAACGAGGACGAAGAACUCUCGAAGGGUCUCCAAGGUCUGCUACGAAGCUUCGACCGUCUCGAGUUAGACAUCAAGAACGAACUUGUGGAUCACGAGGGACAACAACCUGGUGGGACAAAGCCGACAAAACACAUGGAACAACUGGCGGAAGUUAUGGAUGGUCUUGGUGGUGGGGAUCAUGCUAAAGCUACUGUACUACCUAAUCAUCCAAGAAUGGAACAAUAUUUGAAGUAUUUUUUGCAUUUGCCAAUUUAAAUCACAGUCAGUGAGUGUGAAAACGAAAAAAGACCACAAUAGACGUGACGUCCAUCAAGACCAACUAUCCGCAGAUGCAUUUUCCUUUCAAUUUUCUGUCUCUGCACCUCUAUAUCUUCUAACAACAUCGGCAGGAACCCUGACGGCGAUGCCCAGAAGUUGGGAGCAGCGAACGCAAAGAGGCUCAUCGAGGCCUUCGAGGCAAGCGUUGAGAUCGUGCAAGAAUUGGUUGAGGGAGCAAAGGAUGCCCUCGAGAUCUACUGUGGAGGCAGUGUGAAACAGGUAUUGAGCCCUAGUUUGAGGAAUUCUACUUACUCAAAAAUUUCCAGUCUGAAGACAUAAGAUUGGAAGUGUCAUUUUUUCCGACGCGUCACCUUCACGAUUACUCAGGUCUCCAUCCGCGCCCGCGGAACAGGCAGAUUCUGGUCUUUCGGAGGUACGAGCAAAUCAGGAGUCGAAAACCUUGAUGCGAUGAGGCGAACGAGGAGCAGCGUCAUGCGCGACGCCUAUUGGACCUUUUUGUAUAGUGAAACAGGCAUUGACGACUUCGAAGUGGUCACUCCGGAACAAGAGCUUUCCCUCAAAUUUAGGGCCUAAAAAUAUGCUAGUUCUUUUGAUGAACGAAGUCGGACUAAGUAAGAGGCAUGUUAGUUGGAGGUGCUUCCUGUCAAAAGGAAAACUAACACUACGAAGAUAAAAACUUUGGAAGACGACUACUUUGGAAGAUGAAAACUUUGCGAAAGUAACAAGUUCUAAGAAAUAUAGGGCAGCGGCUGUGCGAAGACAAUUGUGGUUUGGACAAGAAGGAACUAAAAUGAAUGGUGCAGGCGGAAAUGCAGUGGAGGUGUACGAGGAUGGGUCCAGUGGCAUGCUGGCAAAUGUUAUGAGCUUGAGAUGUUGCUGUUGGGUUUCAUCCGUUUUAUAGCAUCCCUUUUUUCAUCAGGUUUGGUCUUUGUUUAGACAUAGACUUUGACCUCAAUGAUGUCUAGAACAAGAACAUCAAAUUCAACUUGAACCCUGUAGUUGUUCCGACAUCGUUGUUGUACUCUAACCUAGGCGAUAACUACCUGAACCGUUCUCCGUCUGCCGCUUCGCAACUUUCUGCCCCUCUGUUCGACAUCACCGACGAUAGCAUUCAACUCGCUAGUAUGUGCGGACCGAAGAAGAGAGGCCUCCAUCGUGCAGGCCCUCUGCCUGACCGGUUACACAUCGCCAUGGGUGGAACUGGGGAUGUCGCGGCGCUCUAUCGACGCUUGCUCAAAGAAACUAUCAAUCCGGCGAGUUUAGGCUUCGUGGACAUGUUCAUCCACUACUUGCAAGGGUGGCUUCUGCCUAACGCACCACAGGCGGAAAAGAACGAUGACUUCUUCAUCUCCUGCCAAGUUGAGGAUGUUGACCAAGAAGAUGAGAGUCCUUCUACAACUUCUCGUCCUCCGACCACUAGAACGUCUCCUUCAAGAACCACUGCUUCAUCCACCACACAUCAAUUUCAAUCUCAAGAGGAAUCAUGCAAAGUUGAUGAUCUAGAAGAUCAUCAUUCGGGACAGAAGUCUCCAAAAACAUCACUGCCAUUGGGGACUUCGAAAUCUUCAAAGCCUCAUGUCAACAAGUUUCCACCUCUAGUUCUGGCGAUUGGGCCAAGGGGAGGCUCAGUCUUUGAGCUAGCCAGUGCGCUGAUGGGUCCACGUUUCACGCCGAAGCUGGUCUACGCCUUACUGUCGACUCAAGUAGCGGAAAAGAGGACAGAGUACUAAAUAAACUGCAAUAUCAUGUUUUCCACCAUACUCACUCUACUUCACGACUUUUGCAACCACACAUAGCUCUCCACUCUCCACCACAUGCACAUCCAGGUUCCUCCGCGACAUAGCUUUUCGGUCCAGCAAGAAGCUCUUGAGUGAUGCCCAAAUAGAGGAAGCAGUGCCGCAGUUGUGCUUGCUUUAUGCGGUGAUGUUGAGCUGGGGAAUCGACGAAAUCUUCUGGGAACCUUUGCCGUCUUUCAACAUCGGCUUAGCGGACGAACUGCGAGAAGAACUGUUCUUGCCUUACGGCACCACCAGGAGGUUUUUUAUUGGCACUUAGUAGCUAUGAACUAGUAGAUCCAGCACUACACAUCGUUGUAAUUGUUUCUUGAUCAUCCUCUCGCUCACGCUCUCGUCCUUGUCUUUUCCGUUGACGUUGUCGUGUCCCAGAACGUUAUACCUCCUGCUGAUAGGUUUUUUUUUGCACAACCCUUUCGCUGAUGUUUGCAACAUGAUCAUCGUCGGAUUUCUUCUGACUCUUCCGCUUCUGCUUCAACUCUAUUUCUAACAAUAAGACGAAGAAAAGAACUCCAUCACGUCACUGGGGCUGCCGCGAUUACCUGACUUCGUCGGACAAGAUGAUAAAAUCUUUGACGAGCUUGCAGCUGGGUAUCAUUCGGAUGGAUCUUCUGUAGGAGGUUCUUCGGAAUAAGAAUUUUAGACGUAGACGUUUGGUGGAUAAUGAGAUGGUGAAAGCAUGGAGAAUAUGUUUCUGAAGUGUCCAACGUAAUGGGUGAUUAUGUCUGUGAGUAUAGCCAAUUGAAGUUGUGUUAACACACGAACAACAACAUCAACAUGAUCAUACACAUACUCUUCAACAUUCUAUCUAGAUCAUAACAUGCGACAUUUUGACAUGGUUAUUCCUUUCGUCCAUGUUGUAGUUUUUCAUAGAAUCAAAUGUUUAUCACAGGCAUAAACAUGUUGGAUAUUUUCAUCUACGCAUAUUUGAUAUUUGCGAAUUUGAGAUUAGAGUGUCUACUAACGUUUUUUUUCAAUCGAUUUAUUAUUCAACACCAAUUUGCAACCUAUUGACUUUUUGGUACGCUUCCUCCGUAUUUGUCUUCCCCGUUUCUCCCUCUCCAUAUCGUCCCAUUGCCGCAUGCAGAUGCAUAUCACAAUCACUUUAAGGUUCACGGUCUUGUUGAAAUUGUAACUAGGACUUCAGGUGGCGAAGCCUAAGGAUUGAGCUAGUAUCGGCACCACCGUCUUUUUUUAGUCUGCAAAAACUAAAAUCAGUCUCGAAUCGCGGAUCCAUAGCCAUAUCACAUUUCGAUGAGAACUAUACUUUUUCGUAGGAUUUUCUCCCAGUCAUCUUAAACUUAAAAGCUGCUUCACGGUAUUCAUCUUCGCACUGUAAAUGACUUUUACCAGCAGGUCUUGGUCUUCCCAAUCAUCUUUUUCUUGGGAAAUAUACGCAGAUGGGUGAAAGAGAAAGAACAAAGAGUAUCACAAUCACGACUUUUCUUGAUGAUCUGAGUCACAUUUUGAUGGCAAGCAAUUCUGCUUCGGACCACUCUAAAAAAUUCGCAGUGCCGUUUCUCGG